Molecule: messenger RNA, 1317 nt
Organism: Neomonachus schauinslandi (Hawaiian monk seal)
Lineage: Eukaryota; Metazoa; Chordata; Mammalia; Carnivora; Phocidae
Gene: SLC35G6
Product: solute carrier family 35 member G6
Exons: 3
Coding region: 1-1317 (438 amino acids)
Source: RefSeq, a predicted model, not a curated record
AUGGAUUGUGCCCUGCUUUCCAAUGCGGACCUGUCACCAAAGCCACAGGGCCACCUCUUCCCCCGCCAGUACCCCCCCAGCGCCGCCGCCGCCGCCGCCGCCGAGAGGAGGCCGGCGCAGCGCAGCCGACACCGACGCAGGGCUCCGCGCUCAGGCUCCGGGGCGAGCGCGCCCGACGGCCUCGGCCCGGACCGAUCCCGGGGCCGGAAAGGCGCAGCGCCGGGCCGCCGGGCCGGUGGACACCGAGCGGGCGCGGGCCUGGCCGCGGCACCCCCGCAGGCCCGCGCGACCACCCAGUCCCGGGCUGGCAGUCACCCCUACUUCAACCUGCCUGACUUCACCCAGCCAUCGCCGCCCUCCACUCCGCCCAGCCUCCCCUCGCACCAGCGCUGCCGGCCCUCCGAUGCCACCAAGGGCCUGCUCGUGGCCCUGCUGGGUGGGGGCCUGCCGGCUGGCUUUGUGGGCCCCUUCUCCCGUAUGGCUUACCAGGCUUCCCACUUACCCUCGCUGGAGCUGCUCAUCUGUCGGUGUCUCUUCCACCUUCCCAUUGCCCUACUACUGAAACUGCGUGGUGACCCACUGUUGGGACCUCCCGAUGUCCGGGCCCGGGCCUGCCUCCACGCCCUGCUCAACGUCCUCAGCAUCGGAUGCGCCUACAGUGCAGUUCAGGUGGUGCCUGCUGGCAACGCGGCCACAGUCCGCAAAGGUUCUUCCACCGUCUGCUCUGCUCUCCUUGCCCUCUGCCUCGAGAGUCAGGGGCUCAGCGGCUAUGACUGGUGUGGUCUGUUGGGCAGCACCCUGGGACUAAUCAUCAUUGUGGGACCCGGACUAGGGACACUGCAGGAGGGGACCACGGGCCUCUACACCGCCCUGGGCUAUGUGCUCGCGUUCCUGGGCGGCCUGGCACUGUCGCUGGGGCUCCUGGUCUAUCGCUCCCUGGACUUCCCCUCUUGCCUACCAACAGUGGCCUUCCUCUUUGGCUUGGUGGGGCUGGUGGGCUCUGUGCCAGGCCUCUUUGUACUGCAGACCCCUGUGCUGCCCAAUGAUCCUCUGAGUUGGAGCUGUGUGGGGGCCGUGGGGAUCCUCGCCCUGGUCUCCUUUGUGUGUGUGAGCUAUGCAGUCACGAAGGCCCACCCCGCCCUGGUGUGCGCCGUCCUGCACUCCGAGGUGGUGGUGGCCCUGAUGCUGCAGUAUUACGUGCUCUAUGAGACCGUGGCGCCUUCCGACAUCAUGGGGGCAGGGGUGGUGUUGGGCAGCAUCGCCAUCAUCACCGCCCAGAACCUCAGCUGUGAGAGGGAAGGGCAGGUGGAGGAGUGA